GCUGGAAGGAGCGCUGGUGCUAUGUCAGGGUUGCUGAGAACCCAUUCCCGGCGGAACUUCGGGAUCGUUUCCGUCGGCAUCCGAAGGUUGGAAGCGCCGCCCUCGAAAAAGACGGCCUGGUGAUAGCAAAAAUCCCGGAGGGUCGCACCAAGCAGGUCUCCAUUAAAGACUAUACUGCCGACAAGGGAUUCUACGCCCUCGGCUUUCGCAGAUACCGGUUUAUUGGUGAAGCGGAUGAGAAGUACCCCGUUUUUGCUGAGGCCUUCGGGGGAACAGGAGGUAGUCUACGAGGUCCCUUAGCACAUAGCUUAUCCUGUUCGUGUUUUUUUUUUUGUUUUUUAUUUUGUUCUUUGUGCCUUCGGUCAGCGUCCCCUCGAUUCUAACCCCAUUCCUUUGUUUCUUCGCAGGUGUCCCAGUGAAAAUGAUGAAUGUUAGAGGCCUUGCAGACUUGAAGAAGAAGAAACCCUCCAAGGGCCCGAGGGGGACGGACGCCGGUGUCCCAAAACCCGCCGGUGACUUCUUCAAAAAACCGGAGGGGCCGUCGGCGGGCCCAAGCGCUGAUGCUGCUGCUGCCGCCAAAAGGAAGGGCUCGGGCAGAGAUCCCGAGGGCAAGAAGCCCAAGACCGGGGAUGCCGGGAAGAAAUCCCCCCCGGUGAUCAUUGUUGAUGAAGGCCCUGCCCCCGGGCCAGAUGAGGACAUGCAGGUGGCGAAGGUGCCGUCGGGAGUUCAGGGGCCAUCUUCCGAGGUCCUCAUGGUUUCCCUCCCGGCUGUUACGGCCGUGAUGAAUGGUACCGCCGACCCGAGGGCGCUUCUGCGAGGCAUCACCCUCGAGAUUGACAGGGUUGCCCUCGGGGCUUAUGAAGACGAAGCCCUCGAGGACAGGAUCCUCCGGUCCUCCCUUACAACCUGCAUUGCCCUCGGGGAGCAAGCCCGGCGGCUAGAGGAGUGGCGCCUUCGCAAGGCCGAGUAGGAGGCCAAGAUGCGGGAGCUCAUCCGCCAGAAUGCAGACGCUGUGCGGCAGAUGGCCAUGCUGGAGGAGAGCCUUCGGCAGAUGACCCUGCGAGCGGAGGCCGCGGAUCGGGGUAGGGCAGAAGCCGAGAGGUCCGCAGCUGAGGCCUUGGAGAAGGCUGCCAAGGAAGCCGAGGCCGCGAAGGUUGAAGCCGUCGAGAGAGCCCGUGAGGACGCAAUCUCGGGGUUCUUGGCAGGGGGAUGGCGGUCCGAGGAGCACAAGCAAUGGCUGUCCUCGGUCGUCGAGUCCUCGGUCGACGAGUGGUGCGAUGGGCCUGGCGUGGAGUGGGUUUCCCGAAAGGGUAAACAAUACUACGAUGGGGGCGAGUUCUUCACUCAAGCCCUCAUCUAUCGGAGGAUGGCUCGCCACUUGAAGAUCGAGCCAAAGGACUUUGACCCGGCAGCAUACGGGCUCCCCCUGCAGCCAGACAUCCGCGUUCCUCUUCCCCCCGAUGUCGAGAGGCCAGACCUAGAGGACUCUGACCUCAUGAAGGAAGCCGAGGGCGACGAACCUGAGGCCGACGCAGAAGUGACCUCGAAGCCAUCGGGGGAGGCGGCCCCCGGGAGUAACAUGAUUUGAUAUGUACUUUUUAUCCUGUAAACAUAUAUUUGUAAUGAUGACAUUAUUUAUCCCUCGGCUUCGGCCUGCUUGUAAUCUCACACUUGCUCCUGUUUUUGAUGAAAU
Molecule: messenger RNA, 1693 nt
Organism: Cuscuta europaea
Lineage: Eukaryota; Viridiplantae; Streptophyta; Magnoliopsida; Solanales; Convolvulaceae
Source: the annotation of a GenBank genome assembly